AAGGCGUAGCGCAGAACACCAUAAGCAUUUCGAAGUCGCGUUAGCAGUAUGUUGUGUGUAGAUAGAGCGAAAAAGAAGUGAAAAAGCCCCGCAACCGGGUUUUUUAAAAGUGUUAAAAAUUGAGGGGUAGUGCAACAAAAAAAUUGGUGUUAAAAUCUGGUGGGUGUCGCUAUGAUGUGAUGUGGUAAAACGAGUGGUGGCGAAAACGGAGUAACCCCGGAGUGCGCCAAAAUGAAGUUGAAACGGCUGUGUUUUUUUGUGAAAUAGUGUUUGUGCGCCCAAAACCAAAAAUUCCUCAAUGUGGUGUUUAGGGCACAAUGGUCAGAGAGACUAGACAUUUGUGGGUAGGAAAUUUACCCGAUAAUAUUAGAGAAGAUCGAAUACGAGAGCAUUUCAAACGAUAUGGCCGAGUGCAGAGUGUUAAGUUAUUGCCAAGGGUCACCGAGGAGAAGACGGGUGAGGUCACGAUGGCGUGCACGGUGGCGUUCAUGGACAUCAAAAGUGCGUCCAAGGCUCAUAAUGCCGAACUGAAAAUCGACGACCGUACGUUAAAUACGGAGUAUUACGAACCUGCUGCCAUUCCGUCCACCGCCGCCAGCGUCGCCGCUGCCGCCGCCACCGCCUCCGGCGUCUCUAUAUCGUCGUCGCCGCAGAACAACACGCCCUCCCCGUACUCUACCUCUUCGCCUGGCACCACCAGGUUUCCCAACGGCCAUGGGUCCUCCGACGAACACGUUCCAUUCCCGGAUGCCGGAUCCGGUACGACAUCGUCCCGUUUUUACGAGCGGUCGUCGUCUACCGCAUCGCAAAGCGGAGGCGGCGGCGGCGGCAACACCACCACGUCGAACGUCCGCCCGCCGCCCCCACCCGAAGGGGGCGCGCCGGAAACCGCGAACCGUCGUACCGCGACGACGACGACGACGUCCACGUCGUACCAAGAUACGGGUGGUGGAACGACUACGGUGGGCGGUUCUUGUCGCGGACGAACAAGGGACCGCUCUUACCGAAGUACGAACGGCCCUUUCAGCGCCCAAGGUCACAGGACGCCCUCUACCGGCGUCGGAUGGUCGGGGUACGAGUCGUCUAGGUUUAACAACAGUAAUGCGGGAAAUCAGUCGGAAACAGGGUACAAUUCGACAGCGUCUGAGACGAAUGAAAGGCGAAACUCGGAUCAAAAUGUCAGGAAGAAGGCCAAAUCCAGGUCGGGUACUCGGUCGCCAUCACCCUCCGGAAGCACCAGCAGUAGAUCUCCGUCGAGGUCACGUUCGCGGAGUAGCAGUAGUUCGUCGACGUCUUCGACGUCUCGCGACACCAGCACCACGUCGUCGCCGCGCUCGCGACGACAUCACCAGCACGGUUCCUCGACCAACCAGAGCGGCCAAGAUGACCGUAGACCGGUGGCGAUCUGCGUCAAGAACUUGCCAUUGCGUUCCAGCGAUACGUCAUUGAAAGAUGGACUGUUUCACGAGUACAAAAAGCACGGCAAGGUGACGUGGGUCAAGGUGGUCGGUCAGGCGGCCGACCGCUACGCCAUCGUCUGCUUCAAAAAACCCGAAGACGCGGAUAAGGCGCUGGAAGUUAGUUACGACAAACUGUUUUUUGGGUGUAAGAUCGAGGUGGCACCAUACACCAUCUGCGAUGUGGAAGAGGGCGACCUGCGACCGUACGAGGCGGAAAUCGACGAGUACCAUCCAAAAGCCACACGGACGCUCUUCAUCGGCAACCUGGAGAAGGACGUGACAGCAUCUGAUCUCAGGAAACACUUCGAUCAAUUCGGGGAGAUAAUUGAAAUCGAUAUAAAAAAACAAGGGGCUGUGAGUUCUUAUGCGUUUUGUCAAUACUCGGACAUAGUGAGUGUGGUGAAGGCCAUUCGGAAAAUGGACGGUGAACAUUUAGGUAAUAAUCGAAUUAAGUUAGGUUUCGGCAAAUCGAUGGCAUACAAUUGCGUGUGGAUCGAUGGCAUUAACGAGAGCGUUAACGAAAAGUACCUGAGGAUGCAGUUCGAGCCGUUCGGUGUGAUAAAUCGUUGCGUGUUGGAUCGGGAACGCGGGCAAGCGCUCAUAUUUUAUGAGCACGUGUCGCACGCGCAACUCGCGGUGAGCAAAAUGCGCGGUUUCGUGUUGAAAAAUUCCAAGUUGCAAGUGGAUUUCGCGAGUCGCGAGUGCCAGGAGUGUUUUUUCGAACGCCUGGAGAAGCAGGGAUUGAUACUCGACCGGACGACGGUGUUCGAAGACAGGCGCGACUCGUCGUCGAGGAGUUUCGAAUCGUCGGCCGUUUCGAGGAUUUCGAGAUACGAUACGCCCACAAGACCGCGAACGUCGUCGUACAGUAGCAGAUCAAGCGUUGCCGCCAUACAGUCGCCGGGAACGCCCGGUAACAUGACACCGCGUGGUGGUCGGUCCCGACUGUCCCGGUACGACUACUACGAUAUGGAGUACAUACCCGGAGACAGGCAUAUCUCGCACAGGAGCUACGAUGAGUACAGUCAGGGUUCGGCCGCGUCGCACGAAGACCCAUACGAUCCGUACGAUCCACACGGGGCGUAUCUUCACGAUAGUCCCGGACAUUUAGAUCCACUGGAGUACGAAUUGUUACAUCACCAGGUACGGGUCGUGCAGACCCUGGUGGACCCCGUACCUUUCGCGCCCCACGACAUCCGAAACUUGCAAAAGGAACGCGUCCACCUCCUCGAACAGCUGGAGGAAUGUCCGAGUUCCGGCGACGAGCUGAUCAGUCCAAAGAAACGGUUGAAAUUAGAUUUGCUGGAUCCCGUCUUAACGAGCGACGUUAUCAUCGAAGCGAACAGGGAUCACAGAAAGGUAAAGGUAAUGGAAGUAAGGCGCCUUUCCGAAACAACUUUGAGGCACCACUCGCGACGUCCGUCGGUCGAUUCGAAGUACAAAGAUCACGUGUCCUCGUCCGGCCACUACGUCCCCCACGCGGUAGGCUGCAAGAGGCGCAAGACGGCCAGCGACGGAGGCAGCUCCAGGACCGCGAUAUCUCACUCCCAUUACGUUAUGACGCUCGCCGAACCAUCGGACGGAUCGGAAAACGGUGGUUCGAGACCGGGUACUCCAUUGUGCGACGAAAAACCGGAAUUCCCUCAAGCGGAACCUCGAAGGACGCCGAGGGAUAGAGAAGGACCACUCACGCUGCCCCUACCGAAGUUCGCAGCCCAAAUUAUGAAUCGAGGAAGCGUUUCGGUAGCAGGCAUCAAAGGUCAAAAAGAUACGGCGAGCAUUUUAUCUAGUCCACCCGCCACAUCGACCAGUCCCCGGGUAUCUAACCGUCCGCCUAGUCCCGUACACGUUCCUCCACCAGCUUCGCCGCCGCCUCGACCGCCGAGUCUGAGUUCCAAUUCGAGCGAUAGCGAUAUCACGUCGCCUAGCGCGUCAUUAGAAGAAAGAAUAAGAUCUUUGGAUGAAAAAUACGAGAAGUGGUCGGGUUCGCGAGCGAUAAGCGCCGCCGGCGGCGAGGCUUUAGCCCUAUUGGACGCGAAUUUGGAGAAGUUCAGGCAGAGGCACAAACUGUUGGAUCUCGACCUGAACGAAGUUCAGCCGUCGGAAAUAGUCAAAUCUGUGAUGGCCAAGCGUUCGGUGUUCGACGAAGACCUGAAACGGUUGGAAAACGUGGGCGAGAAAUACGAACCAAAGGAAUUCACUUUGUUCAACAACAGGGUCGCGUCUUUGGCCACGGCCGUAACUACAACUAGCCCACUGUCGACGCCGCUGAAGUUGGCGCCUCUGACGCAGUUGCCCAAAACUCCCACCUUGUUAUCACCCAGAUCUUCAGGAGCCACGACUAUUCCGGCAGCGAAAGGUCUCCAGUACCCUUUUCCCAGCCACCCUCCGAUACAGAUGUCCCCGGUACCAGCCUUGCAAGUAGCAGCGUCCGGAAUUGUGACAACUGCAACAUCCGUCACGCCUACGUCAUCGACUAGUACGGUCACCGUGCGGACCGCGACCCUCGGCGAAAAUAGACUGAAGCCGUGCGCUAGCGUUCCCGGUGACGUACGAACUAGUAGCACUAAAGUGAAUGUAGUUAGGAAUACUGUAGUUUUGCCGACGCUUUCGAAAUUAAGUGAAAAGAACAACAUUCCAAACGCUAGCGACGGUAGCGCGACGUCGGGUGUGCUGAAAGUGAAACCGUCAGACAAAACUGAUAAAAUUAUGUGUCGUAGGGACUCUAACAGUAGUUCGCCCCGCGCUGACGUUAAAACACGUAGGAAUAGUGAUACUAGUGCCCGACGAAUAGAGGAUGAGAAACUUGAUGUUCAAGAACGUGGAAAAAGUGAAGAACAGAAAAGAGAACAUCGUCUAGCGGAAAAGGCCAGAGAAGCGCAGGAGAAACUUGAAAGGGAAAGUCAAGAAAAAGAGAGAGUCGAGCGCGAAAAAGUGGAAAAAGACGCGCAAGAAGCUGACCGUUUGGAACGUGAACAUCAAGAACGGAGAGAACGACAGGAACGGGAAAGUGAAUUAGAAAAACAGAGAUUGGAAAAAGAAAGAUUUCACAAAGAAAAGCUAGAAAAAGAGAAAGAGAGAAACAGGCUGGAAAAAAAUCGCUUGGAAAAGUCGAGGUUGGAAAAGGAAAGGCAAGAACGCGAAAAAGUGGAAAAAGAACGACAUGAAAAAGAAAAACAGGAACAAGAGAAGCUUGAAAGGGAGCGCCAAAAAGAACAGGAAAGAAAAGAUAGGGAGGAAAGGGAGCGCAUUGAAAGGAUAGAAAAAGAGAGACGAGAAGCUGAGGAGAAAGAGAAACAAGAAAAGUUGAAGAAAGAGAAAGAGGAAGCGGAACGAAGAGAGACGGAAGAGCGAGAGGUACAAGUUAAGGAACAAACCGAGAAAUUGGAGAAGGAAAAGGAGAGGAAAAAGGACGAGGAGAAGAGCCGUCAUAAAGAGGACAAUCAUCACGACAGGAGAAAAGACGAUUCCAAACAUCGAGAAAGUCACAGUGAAAAUAAACACAGGGAGAACAAUAUUGAUAAACACGCCCACGACAAAACUACCAAAGAAUCCGGUAAGGAUGACAAAUCGAGUCACGAAUUGCACCGGCGAGAUUCUCAUCACGAAAAUUCUCGCCACGAUAAAGUUAGGUACCAUUUGGAUAGAGAAACUGAACGACGAAAGGAAAGCAUAAAGGAGAAUAGAGAUAAUAAUGUUCACGACAGACAUAAAAACUUGACAGAAACCAAAGAACACAGAGAUCGAGCGAUAGUUGAAACUAGGCACACAUCGAUCGAUUCUGACAAAAAUCGAACAUGCGAUAAAGAUCCCAACAAACGAAAAGAAAGAAAUAACAGCCUACCCGCUAAUUUGGGAGUCAAAAGGAGGAUGAGUUCACAUGACAGCGUCGAUGUUCCAGAAGAAAAGCGUGUUAAACUAAGUCACGAACAUAAGAAAAUGUCGGAGAGGCGAGAUUCAAAAGACAGCUGCAAGUCGGAAGAUAAACAAAGGAAAAGUAAACAUAAAAACAAUUCCAUAAAUACCACCCACGAGAAACACAGCAACAGUACAAAAGAGAGCGAUGAGAAACGUAAAGAAAAAGAAAGGGAGCGCGAGGAGAAACACAAAAGACACAAGCUGGAAAAGCAAAAAUCGAAAACGAAAAGUCGAGAAAAAGAUUCCAGGGAGUCACCAAUUUUACAGACGACUACUACACUUACUGAUAAAGAUUUUUUAGCGAAAUUAAACUUGCGAUCAACGGAAGAAGUAGAACGAGAAAAGCAAAGAAAGGAGCAUAGAGAAAAACGUAAAGAGGCAGCACUGGAUAACGAAAAACGUAAUAAUGAGGAAAGUAAAAAGAAGGACCGGAUCAGCACAGAUUCCAAAGAAACUAAUAAAUCACACGAAGAUGCUAAAUUAAAACCCAGUGAAGACAAAAAACACCUUAAGAGGGAAAAAAGUCGCAAAAUUACCACAUCUGACAGUGAUUCUGAUGAACCAAAGAAACAACACUCAAUUUUUGAUAUUGUUGAUGACGAGCCAGCUUAUAUUUCAAUGUAUGACAAAGUUAAAGCAAGAAGUUGCAAAAAUAUGCAAAAACAAGAAGAAGAGAAGAGACAAGAGAAGAUAAAAGCAAAAUUCAGUCAACUAAAAUUGAGUCGAGCUCGCAGAGAAGAGAAAAAGCGAUCAACAUCUUGGGAUGAAGAUUCUGAAUCUGGUAAAGAAUCCUCUGAGGUGAAGCCUAGGAGAAGCAGAAAAGUUUUGGACAGCUCCGAUGAAAGUGAGGAUAGAAAAUCUAGCAAACGCCGAGAAAUUUACUCAGAUUCAGAUUCUUCCAUGCUUAGACAAAUUAAGUCUGAACCAGUCGAAACUACCGACGAUGAAAUAAAAAAUAAAGUAGCCUAUAAAGUCUGCAAAUCUCGAAUAACUAGUGAUACCUCAGAUGACGAAUACCAGAAGCCCAAACUGUGCAGCCAAAUAAUAUCUGAAGAUUUUCACGAGAAAAAGGUUAAUUCCGAUAUGUCCAAGAUGUUUUCCGAAAACGAAAAUGACCAAGGCUUCGCUGAUACUGACGAAAAACCUGAAAAAAUUACAUCUGUUAAAACCGAGCUAGAAAGGUUAAUUAAAAAGGAAAGACGCAGUAGCAAAUUUCAGGAAUUUCAUUCUACUGAAAAUCAAAUUUUCAGGGAAUCUCAUUCUCCUGAGAGGGAAGUUAAAGUGGAAAAAUAUAACAAACCAAUAUUUGAAACCUCCGAUGACGAAACAACUCCUGAAACGAGAAAGGAAAAAUCCGAGAGAAGAGAAAAGAAACAUAAAAAGAAACAAAAGAAACAAAAACAUUACCUUAAUGAUGAAGCGCCCAACAAAACUGAGAUGGACUCAGCUCAAGGUGAAAAUCAAGAUCGUACCAAACAUCACGAUAAGAAAAAAGAUCAUUCCAGAAAGGAUAAGAAACGGGAUAAAACUAGAGAAGGUCGUGAAAAAUCUAAGAAAUCGAAGAAAAAUAAGUCUGAGGGAAAAAACGAAAUUAAAAGCGACGGCAAAAUGGAGAACAUAUUCGGUCCACUCUCGGAAGAUUCCGAAAAUGGCCUUAAAGAACUUACUUGCCAAAUGAUAAAUAAACUUUCUUAUUUGAUAGAUGAAAAUGCUCAGCAGCCUCAUUCAUUUAAUACAGACUCUGAAAAGGAACAUGAUAGCAAAAUUAAGGAGGAUAGAGAUCGAGAAAAUGAACGUGAGGAGCAUAAGAAAAGAAAAGAGAAAAAGCGACGAGAAAAGGAGAGACGCUUGCAGGAAGCGGCUGCUGAGGCUGCAGCUGCUGCUGCGGAGGAACCACCCCAUAGCAACGAUAACAGCAUGGACUUUAUAGAUAUGGGUAAGCAGUUAGAGGCUAACAUAAAGGACGACACAUCUGAAAUAGAAAUCAAAUCAGAACUGGACAAUCUGAAUAUUGAAACAAAUAUGUUUUGUUUUAAUAACCAAACUAAUGAAACUAAGAAAGACGAGCGCAAAGAAAGCCGCGAAAAGAAAAAGAAGCGGAAGAGAAGUAAAGAAGAAAGGAGUAAACAUCACCACCACCAUCAUCAUGAUAAAAAUAAGAUAAAAUCCCCUGAAAUUAAGAAAGAACCAGUUGUGGAAGAAAUCAAAGAAUUAACUGAAAUGAAAUGUCAGAGUCAAAGUAUGCCAACAAUACUCGACGCAACUAGUCCUAUUAUGGAAAAACUAGCACCUGAAUUUACAAUUUCGCCCUCGACUAAAGAGAGUAUACAGAUGGUAAGCCCUCUACCAAAGACGCCGACUACAUCAAAGGAGAAGAAACCUGAAAAAUUGUUACCAGGAUUUGGUACAGAAAUUGACGAAACCAUUCAUGAAAACGCAGUUAAAUCUAUUUCAACGGAUUUUGAACCUAUUAUUAAAAAAGAAGAACCUGUAAUUAAGGAAGAAAUAAAAGAAGAAAAGUUGGAAGAGCAAAUUGAAGACAAACCUAGGGUUGUGAUUUCGCAAGAAGAAACUGAAGAUGCUGUGGCUGCUUUAUUAGGUGAGAGUUUUGGUAAUGGCCAAUUUAAUGAACGAUACUCUGACGAAAUAAGUAACCCUGCCGAUGUCGGACCAACACUUUCAGAGGAAAAUAAUGUACAAGAUGACGAAGAAAUGAGGCAAGCUGUGCAAAGCCUAAGCGUUUCAGAUUUAGAUGUUAAACCAGAUACUCCCCAGAGUGAACAUGAGCUUCAAAUUGAUACAGAUACCGAGGAACAAGAUGAACCAUCAAUUGUAGAGUCAGUCGCCAAAAGUCCAGAGAGCGCGAAUACAACUCAGCAACAAAAAGCUCAAGAAAGCAUUCAAUUAUUGGAGACUAGUAAAACUUCUCACUUCAGGACAACGCCGAAUAUUAGUAGCCCACCAUCUCUGACACCUAUUAAAACGCAACCAUUGACAGUAAUUGAAACUAAGAAGAAUUUGGAAGAACCGAAUAAAACUAUAUCGAUUGUCCCAGACCAACAGCAGAGAUCAGUUAUUUCUCAGUCUCAGUCAUGGGUAGAAAGAAAGUCAGAAAAUAUUAUUCCAAAGCAAGAUGUAUUGCCACUGACUGAAACCAAACUAUCUGUUCCACCUGUUAUUAGUCAAAUAUCGACUAACCCUCCUGUAUUAAAGUCAUUUGCUACACCUCCUACGAUAAAAAUCAGUGAAGCAAAUUAUCCACCUCUUGCUGCGAUAACGAAAUUAUCUCCUUCAUUAGAACAAAAAAUUCAAGCACAGCCUGUGCAAACCACUAAUGCAAAAUCUACCUCUGUAUCCCAGCUUCAUAAUUUACCUGCUCGCUCCCCUGUCCAAAUUUGCAAACCAGUUGGACAGGACAAUAUGCUAUCACCUAAAGCAUCAAGCAAUAUCAACUUGAGUAGGCUGCCAAUAACAUCGGUGAUGGUAUCCAAGCCUUUGCAAACAACGACUGUACUAUUGCCACAGCCUAAGGUGGCACACUCAAUGGAACCACCGAAAUUAGUUUCAGUUUCCUCAGAAAUGAGAACUCAGCCGCGAAUGGUAUUUCAAACCUCUUCAGUGCCUUUUAGCACUUUUCCACCCAGGCAGCCGGGACAUAUGAUUCUUCAAGGAAAUAUUAGACAUUUACCACCAACAGGGCUGCUUGUUCCUACCAGGCAUUUGGCGCCCGGAUAUGCGUAUAUGGGGAAUGUUCCGCAUGGCACUUACAACAAUGUGCCAGUAUCUAAAGAACUCCACCCUCACUGUUUGGAUAAAAAGCAACAAGAGGAUAUAAAAAUAUCACAGCCUGUUCCAACGUGCUUGACUAAUAGCCCCAUUAAACCCACCAUAAUUAUGUCGGGUAAUACCAGUUCGCUUCCUACCAUUAGCACUACUAAACCUCCAGUCACCUCUGGAACAAUUUCACAUCAAAUAAUCUUGACGUGCUCCAAGCCAAAUCUUUCUCCGGUACCUGUCAGCUCUAGACCUUUACUUACAAUGAGUCAAUCAGUGGGCGCACCAAGUUCGACUAACAAUUAUUUAACUUCUGCUCCUCGUCAAAGUCCAAAGUCUGUAUCAGUUAUUAAUGAACCGCAAGUUUCCAUUGGUGCGCCAGCUACAGAAAUAGAAAGGCCAAACUCCUCCGUAAUGUUGCAAGGUGCGUGUAAAACAGCAGUGUCGGAAUUGUCCGGUGUUAAACCACUUCAAGAAUUAGAUCAGCUGUCAAUACCAACAGUAGAGACUCCAAAAACUUCUAAUGCAAGUCCAGUUAUUGUGUCAAAUCCAUUAUCGUCAGAAAAUAAUUCCGAAUAUAAACCUGCUUCGCCUGUUAAAUUGGCAAUUGAAAAAGUGACAGAGGAGUUAAACAACUCUCUUACCAAAGAGAUAGUAGAAGAAAAGGAGGAAGUUACUGAAGCAAGCAAACCAGAAGACAAUUCAGAUAGUACCACAGAAAAAUCAGAGCAUCUUAUUAAAAAAGAAGAAUCGUCCACUCAAUCGUCAGCAGGGCUACCCGUCAAAGAACUGAAAACUACAGAUAAACAUCCAAAUCCACAAGAUAAGCUGGAAGCUCUCAUCGACUCUAAAGAUAAUAAAGUAACCGAAGCUACAAAUACUAACCUGUUCAAAGAAACUGCUUCUUACGUAGAAAAAGAUAUUUCCAAAGAAGAUUCUUUGGAUAUUAAAGAGGAUAAUGAUUAUUGGUCUGCAAAGGAAGUGAACAUUGAUUCAGUCAUCAAAACUUUAUGUUCAGCGGACGAAAUGUCCGAUCACGGCAGCGAAAGUGGUAAAUACAAAGAACUCGACUCAAAACAUGCCGAGGAUAAACGUGACGAGUCAAUCGAAACAACUGCCAACAGUGCAAACGAGAGUUCAACUGAAACAAAGCCGGGGGAGGGAAAAUCAGUUACUACAGAACACGACGAUGAACCAAGGACACCUUCUACCCGGAGCACUACCCGAGGAAGGGGUCGCGGCGGACGAAGGGGCAAAGGCAAAACUGUCGUGGAAAGAGGUGGGAUUCAAACUCGACAAGGCAAACUGAAAGAGAUGUCGAACGUGUCGACAACACCAACAAAACGUGGUCGCGGUGGUCGCACAAGAAGUGACAGAACGGCUCUUAAAUCAGAAUCUGAUUCAACAGACGUAUAUGAAUUUAAAGAAGAGUCUGAAGAAAGCAACAAGGAACAGAGGCCCAGAUUGGUUUUGACAAUUAAAUCCACUGCCUCCAGUACUAAUAACUCCCAACCAACAGCUAUAGUUAAAGAAAUAACCAAAGAUGGAACAAAAGAAAUUGGAAAAGAAGUUAAAGAAAAUCCAAAAGAAACCUUGUCCACCAAGCAACCUUUGGAACACAAGGAAGAAUUUACAUCUCCGCAAUCAAAUACGAGAAAAUCAAGAAGACUUGCAGAAAAAGAUAUUUCUAAGAAUUCUGUUGACGACAUUAUUGAAGAUGUUGUUAAGAAUGCUCCGCAAACCCGAGCAUCAAACCAGAGAAGAUCCGGUCGGCAAGUUGUUAAUAAAACUCAAACACUAACGCUCCCCCAAGCGGAAACUCCCAGAAAAUCUCCGAGGGGUAGAAAGCCGCGUCGGGCUUCUGAAGCGACAGAAAAUUCAUCAUCUGAAGAAACUGUAAAAGAUGAACGUCCGAAGUCUGUAGAAUUAUCCCCAAUAAGUGCAUCAGCUGCAGAAAAACUAAAAGAACCCAAUGUUGCUAUCUCCCAGCAAGUUGAGCAAGUUAAGGAAAAACCAUUUGAGGGACUAAAAGCUGCUAUGUUAAGGCGCAUUAAAGGUGAAUUGUCAAACUCUGCUAAAAGUGAACCCACUAAUCUUAUAGAUCCUGUUACCGGCCUUUUAAUACCAAUGAGAGAAAGCGAGGAAGGAAAGUAUAUUCCGCUUCCUGGUAGUAGCUCUGGUAAUGAACAAAAGGUUGUGCUUAUGAAACCCUCUACACCUCCAAAUCAACCGGAACCUGUUAAAGAAGAGGUUAAAAUGAGCGAGCCUGUUAAAAGUCAACAAAGUGUGAUCACUGAGCCUCAGUCAGUAACUGUUGUUCAGCAGCAGAUGCCUAAGAUUCAUCCGUUCAAGGCCCGUGUGCUGUCAUCUCAAGUAGCAAAGGCUGUUAUAUCGCAUCAGCCAAUACAAAGCAAACCCAUAACAACCACAGUGUUGUCACAAUCGCAACAGCAGCAACAUGUUAUAUCAAAACCAAUUACUCCCAUAGUACAAAAUAAAUCUAUCCCCGUAAGUCAAAAUGUUCACAUUGUUGCCGCAUCAAUUGCUUCAUCAUCAAGCCCUAUCUCACCAAGGCCCGCCAUGCCAGUUGUCGCUACAAAAUUACAAGUGAAACCUCCUAUACUUUCGCCCAGUCAACAAAUUCUAUUGACUAGUCAGAAGCAGUUUAUCCAAAUCAAUAAACAACCACCAUCUUUGCAAGUUCCAAAAGCUCACAUUAGUGCUGCUCUGUCACAACAAGCGCAAAUUGUAAACGCACAAAUCGCUCAUAUGAAGCAACCGUUGAAGCAGCCCCAAGUUAUAAUUGGAAAAGGAUCUAUCACAAAGGCUCCACAUCCAAUGCACCAGCAGCAAAUUCUAACUGGUCAAGUUGCCAGUCCACCAUUGAGCAAAUCACAGGCACCUGUUGGAACCGCAGCAAGAAUUAUACAAGGGCCAUCGAGUGCUGCAAAUAAGGGCGUUAUGGAGCCACCAAAAAUUGAUGUGAAUUUACCCAAUGUGAUAUUAGGACGACCUAACCUUAGCCCACAAGGGUCUCAAGCUCGACUACCGGGACUGCCUGUUCCUGGUUAUGAAGCCAGUUUGCAUGGAGAUGCUCGAACAUUUUUGAAUAGAAGUCGGAGCCCUCCGCCGGCUCAUCAAAAUUCCCCUUCUCCCAAGGGUGAGCCGAUUUUUCCACCGGGACCGUUGCGACCUCCAGAUCUCAACCCGGCUCACUAUAUGCAUCCGACUCAUGUCGUACAGUACCAUCAAUUUUUGCGGCAGCAGCAGCUACAACAACAACAUUUGCAGAGGUCUGCUGUUCUUGAAAAAACAGGGGAAGAAGGCGAAGAAGCCCCUGUUGGAUUGACUCUCGGUGUUAGGGGAGCAGCUGUGCCUCAUAGUUUACAUUCACCUCAUGACCGUGCCACAGAGUCUCCCCAAAUGGGACAAGUUUACAAUACAUUAUCACAUACUGCACGCUUAACGCCAUACCAUCCGAAUAAUCGCUACUUUGAUCAAGCGGAACCACCUCCAGCACACCGACCUCUUACUAGCCACAGUUCUCUGGCUGCUCUUCCUGGCGACAGAGGAAUUGCCCACAUGGCUCCACUAGGAACACCUGAUAGAUCUUUGAGUAGCCAUUUACAAGAGGAUCGACCCCUAAGUGCCCACUCUAUAUCUUCCACCCAUAUGGGAAAUAUGAGUGCGACGGAGCGUAUGGCAGCGUAUAUCGAACGCCCCCAUGGUGUAAUGGGAGCAGGAUUGGGCGCUGCUGGUAAUUUGAUGGGAGCUGUAGCGAAGCACAUAGGCGCAGAUGCGCCGACUAGUCAAAGAGGCCUUCAGGCUGCGACUCCACCUCAUGCUAGUCAAGUUCCACCACAGGCUGAAAGCUUGUUUAUGUUGUUAAAGCAUUAUCCACUGAUGUGGCAAGGGCUGCUGGCGCUGAAAAAUGAUCAGGCGGCUGUGCAAAUGUAUUCUGUAUCGGGUAACGAUGAUGUGGCAAAAUGCAGUUUGCCUAAAAAUCCAGAUGAAUCUACUCCACCAUUAAGAAUAUUUCAGAGGAUGAGGUUGGAACCUCCACAGGUUGAGGGUGUAGCUAGAAAGAUGCAGAUGGAAAAUGAGCACUGCAUGCUCCUCGCUCUACCCUGCGGUCACGACCACAUGGAUGUACUUAAACAAUCUACAAACUUGACUAACGGAUUUAUCACUUAUUUGCAACAGAAACAGGCAGCUGGUAUUGUAAAUGUUGCUGCACCUGGAACUACACAACCUCCUGCUUAUGUUAUACACAUCUUUCCUUCAUGUGAUUUUGUUAAUGAGAACUUAAGAAGGAUAGCUCCAAGUCUCCUUGAAAGAGUAGCAGACAUUGCCCACUUACUAAUUGUAAUUACAACUGUGUGAUCAGGACACCUAGCUUCCCGUUUUUUUUUUGUUGGACUCUAAAUUUUUCAUCUUUUCUGUAAAACAGACACCUAGUUUGGUCUCCAGCAUCAAAUUUUGUCACCAUGCCUAAGCCAAACCAACUUUUGUCGUUUAUCUCAGAUCUAUUAAAUCACGACUAGACGAUUUGUACACAUUACUUAACUAUUAAAAAAAGUUUCACUGUGAUUUCUUGACAAAACGUUAUUACUAUUAUUAAAAAUAAAUUUUAAAAAGUUUUAAAAAAUAACUUACCUAAUUAAGAGAUCUCAUAUUUGAAUUUAGUUAUACAUAUAUAACGUGUUUUUCUUGUUUAGAAGAUCUUUAUUUUUCAUAAAUAUCUUGUAAAUUACUUAAUAACGUGAGUAUCCACUAAAGGUUCAGCGUGUCAAUUUUGUUAGAAAUAUUAAAGAGUUUGAGAAAAAAUGCCGACAAAUUUGCCACACUCAAUUUUUGGUGGGACCAUGUUAAAAAUGAAUACAAUAUCCUUGCAAUAUUUGUAAAGAUGUUGUAUGAGUUUCCUUUCUCGGUUUAGUAAGUUUCGUACCGUUUUCGUUUAAAAACUUUGAGGUUUGGUUGCACAGAGAUUUAUUUUUAUACAUUGAUACUUGUUGAUUAUUUAUUUAUUACUAAUAAGAGAUAAAUAUGUCGAACAUUUACGUCCAUCAGAUGAACUUGUUCGAAUUAUUUGUUUCACGUUCUUACCGUUCGUACACCAAAGUCAUAGUUUCGAGUUUUUUUUUUUGUUGGAUAUAUAUAUAUAUAUAUAUAUAUAUAUAUAUAUAUAUAUAUAUAUAUAUAUAUAUAUAUAUAUAUAUAUAUAUAUAUAUAUAUAUAUAUAUAUAUAUAUAUAUGCUAUAUGUAUGUAUAUUUUUUUAGUUUAUUUUGUACGAAAGGUUUGAACUUCACACAAUAUUUAAAGCAACUUAACCUCGAAGCCUUUUCUGGGCUGUAAAAUAUUUAAAUUUAAACGUUACCCAACUUGUAGUUUGAAAUUAUGGCUAUUUAUAAAUACAAAAAAAGCAGAUAGACAUAAAUAUAAAUAUGUAGCAUAUAUUAUGAUUAUAAAAAGUUCUUUUUUUAUUACACUGUAAAAUAUAUGUGAAUAUAUAGUUUUAUUUCAAUAAUUUAAGCUUUUUUAAGUUCAGUUUAAGAUGUUCUGUACAGUGUAUUUAGCUGUAAGUACAAUUUAGCCAGCGUUACAAAAUGAUAAUCUAGGGAACAUUGUGAUGUCUAUAUAUUGUGUAAAUUUUGUACAUAUUGCAAAAAAUACUGUGUAUUGUGAGUAUACAUUAUUAUAACUAUUACGAUAAAGAAU
Messenger RNA from Cylas formicarius (sweet potato weevil), 14871 nucleotides. Its product is annotated as protein split ends. The transcript has 18 exons. The record is from RefSeq and is a predicted model, not a curated record. Gene Ontology annotation, biological process: regulation of transcription by RNA polymerase II. The coding region runs from base 318 to 13535 and encodes 4405 amino acids. Gene Ontology annotation, molecular function: mRNA binding. Lineage: Eukaryota; Metazoa; Arthropoda; Insecta; Coleoptera; Brentidae. Gene Ontology annotation, cellular component: nucleus.